Rhagoletis pomonella (apple maggot) is the source of this 261-nucleotide messenger RNA. Its product is annotated as small conductance calcium-activated potassium channel protein-like. The record is from RefSeq and is a predicted model, not a curated record. The coding region runs from base 7 to 237 and encodes 76 amino acids. Gene Ontology annotation, cellular component: neuronal cell body; plasma membrane; neuron projection. Gene Ontology annotation, molecular function: calmodulin binding; small conductance calcium-activated potassium channel activity. The transcript has a single exon. Gene Ontology annotation, biological process: potassium ion transmembrane transport. Lineage: Eukaryota; Metazoa; Arthropoda; Insecta; Diptera; Tephritidae.
AGGUAUAUGGAGGAGCGUGCUCUCACAGGCGGUAAUACAUCGCGGAAACCUUCAACGAUUUCAGCAAAGCACAAACCUAAUGUCGGAUACAGGCUAGGUAAACGAAAAGCUCUAUUUGAGAAAAGAAAACGUAUUAGUGAUUAUGCUCUUGUAAUGGGCAUGUUUGGCAUAAUAGUAAUGGUGAUUGAGAAUGAAUUAAGCAGCGCUGGUGUUUAUACAAAGGUAAGUAGUAGUUAAAAGAGGAGUGAAAAAGAUUUGUAU